Messenger RNA from Filobasidium floriforme, 369 nucleotides. RefSeq names its product putative heat shock protein 10. The coding region runs from base 1 to 369 and encodes 122 amino acids. The record is from RefSeq and is a predicted model, not a curated record. The transcript is spliced from 3 exons. NCBI's taxonomy places the organism in Eukaryota, Fungi, Basidiomycota, Tremellomycetes, Filobasidiales, Filobasidiaceae. Gene Ontology annotation, cellular component: mitochondrial matrix. Gene Ontology annotation, molecular function: ATP binding; metal ion binding; protein folding chaperone.
AUGCAGACAACGAAAGCUCACAACACUUCCCCGUUUCACCAGGCCGCCACUUUCAAGUCGAUCCGAUCCGUCGUCCCCUUGCUCGACCGAGUCUUGGUUCAGCGAUUCAAGCCCGAGACCAAAACCGCCUCGGGUCUCUUCAUUCCCUCAUCCUCCACGUCGUCCACCAUGCCCGAAGCUACCGUCAUCGCCGUCGGUCCCGGUGCUCCUUCACCCAAGACCGGCGAGGUCGUGCCCGUCAACGUGAAAGCUGGAGACAGGGUCUUGUUGCCCGGUUGGGGUGGGAGCAGCAUCAAGGUCGGCGAUGAGGAAUACUACAUGUUCAAGGACUCGGAGAUCCUCGCAAAGAUCGACGAACCUUCUUCCUAA